AUGCUUUGUGGGGUCAGCUUCAAUAAUGGUGUUGUUGUUUGUUCAUCUUUCAGGAAUGCUGUUCAGCGGCAGCAGCCUACAAAUAAUCAUGGACUAUCCCGAAACCUCAGUAUUGUUCAUCACCGUGCAAUAAAUAUUCCUGAAGACCCCAACCCAGACGACCCUAACCCAGACGACAACCCCGUGGAGUCGGACGACGAGGACCAUGAGCCCCCUGAUUUCCUUAGCAUUCCCCUGAAGAUAUCACCAAAACCCAUAUGGAAGGUCGUGUUUGUCUUGGGACAUGUGCUAAUUAUAUAUCUGUCCCUGGCCGCGUGGUUAUCUUGCCGGAUUAGCAUCUUCAGGAGGUGUUUAGGGUGGUUGGUGGGUGCAGACCAGAAAGCUCAAUUUUUUGUCCGUUCCAUAGUUGAAUGGGCCAUCUCAACCCUUGUAGUGUUUGCCCUCAGCAAAGAUAACAUAAAAAACGACUUUUGGAGCAUCGUCUUGGUUUUCUUGCUGACCAUGCAGAGAUUACCAAUGAUAAACAUUCUUGUCGGUUUUGGGCUUUUCGAUUGUAUUGGCUACGCAAUUGUCAUUUAUUUUGGGUUGCUAACUGCAAUUACUCUUGUCAAACACAUCCCUCCAUGGGCGGCACCGCUCGUAACAACCGUGCUCAAGUUUGGCAAAAAAGGGCUUCAAGAGUCCCGCGCAAGAGGUUAUUUUGAUGUGAUGCAGAUCAGGUGCAUAGCCCUACUCCAAAGAAUGGGGUUUCAGGGUUUCUCUUUUGAUAAAACUGUGGUAUGA
Messenger RNA from Striga asiatica, 783 nucleotides. The record is from the annotation of a GenBank genome assembly. Lineage: Eukaryota; Viridiplantae; Streptophyta; Magnoliopsida; Lamiales; Orobanchaceae.